Molecule: messenger RNA, 2781 nt
Organism: Dendronephthya gigantea
Lineage: Eukaryota; Metazoa; Cnidaria; Anthozoa; Malacalcyonacea; Nephtheidae
Product: golgin subfamily A member 5-like
Exons: 16
Coding region: 170-2359 (729 amino acids)
Biological process (GO): retrograde transport, vesicle recycling within Golgi; Golgi organization
Cellular component (GO): Golgi cisterna; Golgi membrane
Source: RefSeq, a predicted model, not a curated record
CAUGCGUGUGUUUUCGUCCACGUAAAUACAAAAUUUAGUCAAAAAUAUUGAAAUUCGUACGUUUUUCUUUAUGAUUUCUGUCGAACUAUUGAAAAUACCGAGAAGAUGUAGAAAACGUUGAAUUCCUGAUAUAACGUUCAUGAUACAGUGAUUCAAAAGGAGCGUCACUAUGUCUUGGUUGGUUGAUCUGGCCGGCAAGGCCGAAUCUUUCCUGGAUAAUAUUGAUAAGAAAGCGGCCGAUGUGGUGGGUUCGGACCCAGGCUCUAACAAUGUAAAUACAGCACCCGGUCAUACGAAGGCAUUGGAGGUUGAGAGAAAUAUUAGCAGGACUAAUGACAACCCUUUGGCUGGAAGACCUUCUGGCAGCAAUGUUUCUGCCACUAAUAUCAUAAAUCGUUACGUAGGUCGGCCGUCUUCACCGAAACCUAAAACUAGUACCCAGGCUCCGAGGACAUCAACACAGACGAGCAGCAAUCGCAAGAACAAUGACGACGAGCUGUUCGAGUUUCUCAACAAGGGCUCGGCUGACGCGGACAGGAAGAAAAUUACGAGGCAAUUACGAUCGUCGUCGCCCGUUCAAACAUCGUCGCCGAAGAUGCCAAAACUUGAGAACGAUGAAAAUGAGCAGAAAAAGAGAGAUUCAACUGCGUCAGGGUAUUUUCCCGAGGGCGAAACCUCGUACCAGAGCGACGAUUCGGUUGAUGUUAUUGACGCGAGUCCCGAGCAGAGUUCGGAGCGAAUCGUCGCUACGAAACUACCCGAAGUUGAGACGCUCCAAACGAUGGAAAGUAAAGCGGGUAGAGAGAAUGUUGAACAGCCUGCCAGAGUAUCGAAUCUAGAGCUGGAGAACAAACUUUUACGCAAAGAAGUAGACUCCCUAAAUGAAGAGUUGGUGUCGCUUCAUCUUCGCUCGAAAGAGGCUCAAGAAAGAGUUCUGAGCGCGGAAAGAGAUUCCGAGAGGCUGAACGAACAAUUAAAAAAAGAGGGAAAAUUUAUCCGAGAAUUUCGUUCACGUGAGGAUGAUCUCCGUGAAACGCUGGGGGCGAAGGACUCACAACUGGCUGUUCUCAGAGUGAGAAUUCAGGAAAGUGAUCAGGAAUUACGACAAACUAAGGAAAAACUGGAAAGAUUUCAAAACGAGAAUGAAAGAAUACUCCGUGAUCACUCCGACUCGAGCGGCAUCCAAAAUCAGGUCCUGGAAGAUUUACGAACAAGACUACAGGAGGCUCAGUUAGCUUUGAAACAUGAACAGGAAUCCCACCAGCAAUCCAGGACCGAAAGCUCUGAGCGUCAAAGCAAGUUCGAAAGCGAACAGCGAUCUAUGGCAGAAACUGUGAAGACUUUGCAGAAAAACAUAGUAGAAGAGAAACGUAACGCAAAUGACUGCACAAAUAAGUUAAAGGCUUGCGAAAACAAAUUGUCGAGCGCGAACCAGGAGUUCAGGGACUAUAAAGAAAAGGCUGGUCGCAUUUUGCAGGCCAAGGAGAAAGUCAUAACAAGUUUGAAGGAGGGAAAAGCCAUCGUGGGUGAUAGUUCCGGGAUCACAAGCGCCGAGUAUGAGGCAGUUUGCCAGGAAAGAGAUGUUGUUAGAGAUGAAUUGCAUCAAGCCAAGUAUAACAUGGAACAACUGAAAGUUGACAUUCAGGAGUUGGAGCAGCAGUUGCAGUCCGAAAACGAGACAGCUCAGGAACAAACUGAUCAUUUACAAUCCUUGUUGGACGAAGAGAAACGUUUAAAAGACGAAGCUAAUCACGACGUCUUGAAAGCCCGCGAGGAACUCCAAACUCUCAGCGAUGAUCACUACAGGCAGAAGACCACCCUCAUAGCGCAGAUACAGGAAAGAGAUGGGGAAGUAGAGAAACUGAAGAGUCAGUUGCUAGCCAAGUCUUACACAACGACAAGCGAAGCAGAACUGGAGAAAAGGGUCCGUGCUUUGACGGAAAAUCUCAUUCAAAAACAGACCGUCAUCGAAGCACUGAGCACAGAAAAGAGCUCGCUGGUUUUACAAUUGGAAAGAUUAGAGAUGCAGUACAAAGAUAUCCAACGCUCGACUUCCCGGGUUUCUGUGCCAACAGCAUUUGUGGAGAACGAUGAAGGCGGGAGAGUGCGCCCAAUCACGUCAAUAAUGCCGUCACAAAUCUCUGAGUCAGCAAAAGUUAACAAGGCCGUAAACGAGAUUGAUAAAUUCAGCAUCCGUCUUGGUGUGUUUUUACGUCGUUAUCCCAUUGCAAGGCUCAUGUUAAUUGUGUAUAUGAUCCUGCUACAUUUAUGGGUAUUUAUCGUCCUACUGACCUAUCAACCUGAGGUUCACUCCAGUUCACCUGCUGGGCCAAUGCCAAAUAAUCCGCACUCGAAAUAACGAUGGAUGUAUCCUUUAUCCUAAUGUAUCCCUGAUUCCAACCAGUGAAUAUUGUAGUCGCAUAGAUACCCCACAAUUGAAGAUUCUGGUGUGUCCGCAAUACGAUAUUCAACGACAACAUAAUACAACGAUCGUGCUCUACAAUACAAUGAACGUGCUUAAAAGAAACACGAGGGAACUUAUUUCUCCUGUAAAUAGAGUAAUUCACACAAUAGCCAUAUAAAAAUAAUCUCCAUAUUAACGAAAUUCAAACAGGAAAACCUUUUUAUUCAAGAGCUGAAGAGCACACCGGUUUUUCAUCCUAAUAUUUUCCCGGAAUAAGCUAUAAGCUAGGCGAGCUCUCAUGCACUAGCUCGCUAUAAAGUAUUUUAUUGCAGAAACGCCGUUAAAGGUUUAAAAUCUCUUUCACUGUGGUCGUGCAC